Molecule: messenger RNA, 1135 nt
Organism: Tarenaya hassleriana
Lineage: Eukaryota; Viridiplantae; Streptophyta; Magnoliopsida; Brassicales; Cleomaceae
Exons: 5
Coding region: 167-850 (227 amino acids)
Source: RefSeq, a predicted model, not a curated record
GAUGAUGAUGCCUUGUGCCAAAACAAAUAAAUCACUGGAAAUUUUUAUAUUUAGUGUUUAUUGCAGAGGGUGGGAUUGAGUAAGAGGGACCCACAUCAUCUCCGUUGAAAAGAUUAGAACUUUCUGCCAAAAUUCGAUUACUGAAUCAUCGAGAACGAGGGAGAAAAUGAUGCACUGCUUGCAGGCUCCGCGAAUCGUGAUGCCCUGUGCCCGGAAUCUGAGACCACGAACCCGAAUUUCUUCCACCGCCAUUGAAGCAGCGACGAGCUCGCAGACCCAUUUCUCGUGUUCUUCUUUUUCUUCUUCACCGUCGAUGCCUCGCCGUUUGAUUCUUCUCCGACAUGCUCACAGUUCUUGGGACGAUUCUUCUCUCAGAGAUCAUGAACGUCCUCUGAGUAAAGCCGGACGAGCUGAUGCCGCUAAAGUUUCUCAGAUAAUCUGCAGAUUGGGUUGGGUUCCUCAGCUUAUUCUCUCAAGCGAUGCGGCACGAACAAGGGAGACAUUGAGGAUAAUGCAGGAUCAAGUUGGAUUGCUAAUGGAGGUUGAGGUGCAUUUUAUCCCUAGCUUUUACUCCAUUGCCGCUAUGGAUGGCCAAACGGCCGAGCACAUCCAGCGAACUGUCUGCAGAUUCUCAACGGAUGAGAUAACCACCGUAAUGUGUAUGGGACAUAAUAAGGGAUGGGAGGAGGCAGCCUCCUUUCUGGCUGGAGCUCCUGUUAAGUUGGAAACAUGCAAUGCUGCUUUGCUUCAGGCCUCUGGCAAAUCCUGGGAAGAGGCAUUUGAUCUGGCGGGUCCUGGCGGAUGGGAGCUUCAUGGUGUGGCGACACCGGAUAGCAACAUCUGUGUUUAAAUGGAGAUUUCUGCAUAUUGCCACUCUCUCUAGGUACCGAGACAUAUAUAUACAUAUAGAUCGGUAUCAACCUUUGAUGCUACACUCUCCUGCAGAGUGAUUUUGUUAGAAGCUGAAAACGUUAAGAGUUUUGGUCGUAUAAGCAUUUAGAUGUUGUGAAAAUGCAUACCAAGGAACCUUACCAUUAAAUUCCGUUCUUGAGACGAGUACGAAACAUAAGCUCCUAGUUGUUGUUUGUAACUUACUAUAGUUGGCAAAAUACCAGAAGAACACACUGACACAGCA